Melampsora larici-populina 98AG31 is the source of this 1151-nucleotide messenger RNA. RefSeq lists its product as uncharacterized. Lineage: Eukaryota; Fungi; Basidiomycota; Pucciniomycetes; Pucciniales; Melampsoraceae. Gene Ontology annotation, biological process: transmembrane transport. The transcript has 16 exons. The record is from RefSeq and is a predicted model, not a curated record. Bases 107 to 1027 code for a protein of 306 amino acids.
AUUGCCUAAUCAGACAAGACCCCAAACACUGACGUAAUCUGGAUUGAAAAUUUAAGAAAGUUCUACAGAUAUCAAGGAUUAUAACUUUCAAAUAAAACACUUCAAGAUGUCUUCAUCAAGUUCACCUAAACCUUUACCAUUUAUUUAUACUUUUUCGGCUGGCGCGAUCGCUGGAGUCACGGAGCUGCUGUGUCUGUAUCCAUUAGAUGUCGUUAAAACUCGGAUUCAGCUGCAAGGAAAGGUGACUGUCCCUGGUCAAGAUAGCUAUAAUGGGAUGAUAGACUGUUUUCAAAAAAUUAUCAAAACUGAAGGGUUCGGUCGCUUGUAUCGCGGUCUGGUACCUCCCUUGAUGCUCGAAGCCCCCAAGAGAGCUGUAAAAUUUGCUGCAAAUGAUUUUUGGGGAUCUACAUAUCGAAAUCUGUUAGGGACGGAUAAGAUGACACAGAACUUAUCACUUUUGACCGGUUUGAGUGCUGGUGCAACUGAAAGUGUUGUGGUAGUCCCAUUCGAAUUGGUAAAGAUCAGGCUACAAGAUCGGAACUCGACUUACAAAGGUCCCUUAGAUGUGGUCAUGAGGAUUGUCAAAACACACGGAAUCUUCGGACUCUACGGAGGACUUGAGUCAACGUUCUGGCGACACGUAUGGUGGAACGGUGGUUACUUUGCUUCAAUCUUCAAGAUCAAAGCCAUGAUGCCUAAGCCAGACUCAAAAAGUCGUGAAAUCAUGAAUAACUUCAUUUCAGGAUCUAUUGGAGGUUGUAUUGGAACGAUGCUUAAUACACCAUUCGAUGUAGUUAAAUCUCGAAUUCAAAAUACAUCUGUUCUACCUGGACAAACUCCGAAGUACGGUUGGACCUACCCAGCUAUCGCCAUGAUUGCUCGUGAAGAAGGUCUUGCUGCACUCUAUAAAGGAUUCAUUCCAAAGGUCUUACGUCUUGCUCCAGGUGGCGGAGUUCUUCUAGUAGUUGUGGAAGUUGUUACUGGGUUCUUUCGCAAGAAACUUGGUCCUCCUUACAUAACUGCGUAAAGACUUUAGCUCAUGUGAAAGGUUGUGUGAGUUGAUAGUUUCGGUCGUUGGUGUCCUUGCUUAAACAUCAACUACCUUGUAAGUAAACCAGAUCAAAUGAAUCGUAAAUCUAAUUUUCAUUGCC